Erigeron canadensis is the source of this 3161-nucleotide messenger RNA. Its product is annotated as pumilio homolog 5-like. Gene Ontology annotation, biological process: post-transcriptional regulation of gene expression. NCBI's taxonomy places the organism in Eukaryota, Viridiplantae, Streptophyta, Magnoliopsida, Asterales, Asteraceae. Bases 308 to 2848 code for a protein of 846 amino acids. Gene Ontology annotation, cellular component: cytoplasm. The transcript has 10 exons. The record is from RefSeq and is a predicted model, not a curated record. Gene Ontology annotation, molecular function: mRNA binding.
GAUCACUCUUCAUCAUCAUCACCAUCAUAUUCAAACACCUACUUAACAGAAUUUAGGGUUUCAAGUACACUUUUGUUGAUUCAGCUGUUUUACACAUAACCCAGGUGACAAUUGGUUUCUUUCAACAUUCAACAAAAAAAAAAAAAAGAAGGAUAAUAUCUUUAAGCUUACAAUUAUAGUUGUCAUAAGUUGAAGCUCUAUUUUCAGUACCCUUUUGUGAAUUCAGCUGUUUUACACAUAACCCAGCUAAAAUGAAGAACCUUUGGAUGUUAUAACACCAAGUUGCUAAGAUAUUCUUGGGGUCAAAAUGGCGACUGAAAGCCCGAUUCGAAUAAUUAAAGCAAGCGGAAAUUGGGGAUCUAAUAAUAUGGGAAUUGAGGAUUCAGGAUUGUUAAAGGGGCAAAGAUUUCAGGGAAAAAAGAGUAGUUUACCUCCCAAUAGAAGUGGAAGUGCACCUCCAAGCAUUGAAGGCUCAUUUGCAGCCAUUGAAAACCUCAUGUUUAGGCAAAACUAUACUACUUAUGCUAGUUUAGCAAGCCCUGAUAAUGCUGCGGGUAUUUCUGAGUCUGAAGAGCAACUUCGGGCCAAUCCAUCUUAUUUUGAGUACUACUGGGCCCAUGUUAAUAUGAAUCCAAGGCUCCCUCCACCACUAAUAUCUGGCGAAAAUCGGAAUCUUUUCCGAAGUGUAAGAGGUGCCGGAAAUAAUAGGAGAUUGGCAUCUUUUGAUGAUUCUUUUAGCAGCUCUUUGCGGUUGGAUCACAGUAAUCUUUCUACUCAUAAGGAAGAAUCCGAUGAUGAUAGAUCGCCGAAACAGGAAGAUCUUCCUCAAGCUCCGACACUUGUAUAUAAUCAAUCUGGCCCAUUUGGACAUGAACGGAAUGAGGAUGUGGAUGACCAUGAUGACUAUAACCCCACAACCACUACCAUUUCAAGCUCAUCAUCCAUUGAUGGUAAAGGGAGCAAUCUGGUAGCUAGCCCACCUGCGAACCAAAAUGUAAAUAGUUAUUCAGAAAACAAUGUUUCUAUCAGUGGUGUUAUGGAUGCCGACGUUUCUGGUAUAAGAAAUCAGUUAGUUACCCUUAACAUAUCCAACUUUUCAAAAUUAGAAAAUGAAAGAAAUCAAAGAAACCCAUACCCUGUUCAUGCUGGCCGCCCUCUAAUUGUUUCACUGCCUCAAACCUAUGUCGGCAUGAAUCAGUUUUUUCCAAAUCCCACCAACUUAUCUUCAGAGGUACAACCGCUAUUGCAGUCUUCUGGUUUCACCCCACCGCAUUAUGCUACAGGACCAACAUAUAUGACUCCUGCGUCCCACUUUUUCCCCAAUAUGAUGCCAACCAAUUAUUUGCCACAACAUUUUCACAAUUUCUAUGCUUACAGCCCGUCACCUAUAACACCAUUUGCAACUGAAUAUCCUCCUAACAGUCCUUUCCCUACACCUUUUAGCAAUGCCUCUCCAAGUUUUAGCGGUCAAGGUCAAAAUCCCGGAGUCGACUUUCAACAUUUUAACAAUGUCUAUGGGCAUCCUGGGUUACCCUUUCUUGGGGAAGAGCCGAAAUUGCAAUCUUUAGGAGGUGUGGGGCAUAUUAAUAUGAAAUCAAGAAGGGUGGAUGCCACAAGUCCACACUAUUUCAGGAUCCCGAGAAAUAUGGAUUUCUUGCAAUUUCCAACGUCACCUUUUGCUAGCCCGCUAAUGCCAGGGUCUCCAAUAGGUGGGGGUAGCUACCCUGCUAUGAUAAAUGAAGGUGUGUAUGGUGGAUGGAAAGGUUAUAGUGGAAAUCAUGGUAUUAGUGAUCCAAAAACGUAUUCAUUUCUUGAAGAGUUGAAAUCGGGUAAAGGUCGCAGGUUAGAGCUGCCAGACAUUUAUGGACACAUCAUUGAAUUCAGUGUUGAUCAACAUGGAAGUCGCUUUAUUCAACAGAAGUUGGAAAUUUGUAGCAAGGAGGAGAAGGAAUCUGUAUUUAAAGAAGUCCUUCCUCAUGCUUCCAGACUAAUUACUGAUGUUUUCGGAAAUUAUGUCAUCCAGAAGUUUUUUGAGUACGGAAAUGCCGAGCAGAGAAGGCAGCUUGGAAACCAGCUUGAAGGUCAGAUAUUGUCUUUAAGUCUGCAGAUGUACGGUUGCCGUGUAAUCCAAAAGGCCCUUGACUCCAUUGAUCUAGAACAAAAAAUCAAGCUUACUAGUGAACUGGAUGGACAUGUUUUAAAUUGUGUUCGUGAUCAGAAUGGAAAUCAUGUUAUACAGAAGUGUAUAGAGAGCAUUCCAACCGAGAACAUCAAAUUCGUGAUAUUGUCCUUUCGCGGUCAAGUUGCAGCCUUGUCAAAACAUCCUUAUGGUUGUCGUGUCAUACAGAGAGUGCUAGAGCACGCUACGGAUGAACUACACAGCCAGUUUAUAGUGGACGAGAUUUUGGAAUCGGUUUAUGAUCUUGCACAAGAUCAGUAUGGAAAUUAUGUAACUCAGUAUGUGUUGGAGGGUGGGAAACCUGAAGAAAGAAGCCAAACCAUACACAAGUUGGCAGGCCAUAUAGUGCAACUAAGCCAACACAAAUUUGCAUCAAAUGUUAUAGAGAAAUGUUUGGAAUACAGUGAGUCAGAUGCAAAAGAAAUCUUGAUACAAGAGAUUAUUGGAGAUGCUGACGGCAACGAUAACUUAUUGUUAAUGGUGAAGGACCAAUUUGCAAAUUAUGUGGUCCAAAAGGUUCUUCAAACGUGUAGCGCCCAACAACGGGAAGUAUUGCUUGGUCGUAUAAAAGGUCAUCUCAAUUCGUUGAAAAAAUAUACUUAUGGGAAACAUAUUGUUGCUCGCUUUGAACACCUGUACAGUGAAGAAAUUGAGGAGGUUGGUUCAUAACUUGCAGCUGAUCAGCAAUCACAAUCUGUAUAGUUUCCGUAUUUUUAGUCUUGAAGAACCAAACAGUAUUUCAAGUGAGGUUGUCAGAAAGUUGACGUCUCGUGUUGAACUGUGCACAAAAUCCGGGUUGUAUAUUUGCAAUAUCUUCUUAUAUAGCUAGUUUGACAGCGUAUAUAUAUGUGUGUAAAGGGGGAUUAGACAGAAUAGAGUUCCUUUUUAGUGAUGUAAAUAGACCCAAAUCAUGUUUUUCAAGUGUCUGGUUGUUCAACCAUUCUCUAGAAAUUAAUAAGAAAUAACUGCUUCUAAAAUUUCA